This is a messenger RNA of Frieseomelitta varia, 1313 nucleotides long. RefSeq names its product nucleoside diphosphate-linked moiety X motif 19-like. The transcript has 5 exons. Gene Ontology annotation, molecular function: hydrolase activity, acting on acid anhydrides, in phosphorus-containing anhydrides. Gene Ontology annotation, cellular component: mitochondrion. The coding region runs from base 189 to 1286 and encodes 365 amino acids. NCBI's taxonomy places the organism in Eukaryota, Metazoa, Arthropoda, Insecta, Hymenoptera, Apidae. The record is from RefSeq and is a predicted model, not a curated record.
UAGUACCGAUAAAUAUUCAUUUAUUUUAUCAUUGAGGUUACGUUGUAAGUAUACAAGUGUGGACAGUUAAGUUAUAACUACGUCUUGUGGAAUUAUAACCUUGUAAAUUAUUUUUAUUUAAAAAUUUUUUAAAUUACAAACAUAAAUAUAAUAUAAAAUCGUAAGUACGUUAAUUAAAACAAGAAAACAUGAAAGCUUGGAGAGAAUCUGCUAGUUUAAUAUUAGCUGCACGUCAUACAAAAAGAUAUAUUCGCUCGUCUUCUACAAAGUUUCAGUAUAAUUAUAAUCUACUGUGUUUGAAACGUCAUCGGAAUUCGAAGUUCUUGCCCAAUACAUAUGUUUUUCCUGGAGGAGUAACAGAUCCAUCCGAUGCUGAUUUAAAAUGGCACAAUCUUUAUACCGCUUUCGGUUUUGAUACUAACAGUUUUACAUCUCUAAGUCUAAAUACUUCAAAUCGUCCUCAAAUUUUCAAAUUUAGACCAAACGAAUUGCCAAAAGAAGUUUCAUUACGAAUUACUGCAAUUCGUGAGACUUUCGAAGAAUGUGGUGUACUUCUUUGCAAGCAAUCGCAAGAAGAUAGACGAGAAGAUUUUGGUUGGGCACAAUAUAUGAAUAUUUCUGAAAGUGAAUUAUACAAUUGGCAAACAAGGGUACACAACGAUGCUAGAGAAUUUUAUACAUUAUGCGAAAACUUUAACUGUUAUCCAGAUCUAUGGUCCCUUUAUGAAUGGAGUAACUGGUUAACACCAACUCAUCUUACUGAACGUUAUGAUACUGCUUUCUACUUGGCUUGUGUUUCAACUGUGCCUCAAACUAUUUGUGAAGUUACAGAAAUGGAAAAUUUGAAAUGGGAUACGCCCGGAAAUUAUUUAUUUUCAUCUUCUGACGUUGCAUUUGCUGUGCCACAACAGUAUGAAAUUGCAAGAAUAGCGAAGUUCGAAAGUAUACAUAAUUUAAUAGAUUUCGCAAUUGAUCGUAGUAAAAUGGGCGUACUCUUAAAUUUACCGGUAAAAAUAGAAUUACAAGAUGGAAAAGUGCUAGUUUUACCAGGAGACUCAAUGUAUCCAGAUAAAGUUAAUUUGCUUGAGAAACAAAUUAUUAAUAGAACUGACAUCACUAUUUCUGAAUUUCGAGAUAUAUCUCCUAUAAAAAAUAGAAUUGAACUUUUCAAUCUCCAAGUGAAAGAAUUUUACGUUCAAAAUUUUGAUAGUGCCGAUGGCCAUUUGGCUCCUCUUCAGUUAAGAAAUGUUUCUAUUGCAAUGACACAUGAAAAUUCUAAAUUAUAAUAAAUAUAUUUAAUAAUGUACAGUUCU